Molecule: messenger RNA, 4170 nt
Organism: Coregonus sp. 'balchen'
Lineage: Eukaryota; Metazoa; Chordata; Actinopteri; Salmoniformes; Salmonidae
Source: the annotation of a GenBank genome assembly
UUGCUGCAAUUUCAUUUCAUAUUGACAAGGAGAUAUCCCCCAACAUGAAGCAUAUUUUCUUAUUAAUUUGCAUCCGUUUGUUCGCUGGUUGUGGUGGUGAUGUUAUAAGAACAAGAAAAGGUAGGACAGACGGUCUGCAAAUCUAAAGUUAAAUCGUUAUCUGCAAUUGAUGAAAUGCGCCAAAGCAACAUUGAACAUUCAGAGUUUUACUAUAUGAAUACAGCACAACCACUACUUGCGAUGAUAUACGUUUGUGUAAUUUUUCAAUUUCUGACUUUCAUCAUUGUUGCAACCAACUUUUUUCUAUAUUUGGCAAGUGUAUACAGUGCGUGUAUUUCUGUCCUGUCUGUAAGGUUAGUGUAGUAUUCCUUCAGUAACUUGUUUCAUAACUUUUUUUUAACUGUCUUAAUUCCGGUAGAAUUAUAUUUUGAAUUAUAUAACCAUAAACAUAAUUUAUGACAGUACUUACUGAUUUAAUCCACGUGUGUUUUGCCAGUAGACAGUUAUUACUCUGACAGGUUUGUGAGCCAUGGAAAUACUUUUUUAUGAGAUCAGUCUCUUUCAUUUUCUGUUUAUGAAAACUCCUGCUUUGCUUCAUAUGGUAAAUGCUUCAGCUACUCAAAUAACUUCUUACCGUCCAUAUUUCCCUUUUUUCGCACCCAGUGUCUUCAGUUUUCUGUACUUUCAAAGAUAAAACGUACAGUCCAGGAGACAGCUGGCAUCCUUAUCUGGAACCCUUUGGAUUAAUGUUUUGUAUGCGGUGUUCCUGCACUAAGGUACUGUACCCAUAGAAUUAGAAUAAGUAAUUAGUCCGUUUUGUCUCAUCUGUAGGUUAGCUUAAUACAAUAUGAAACCACAACACUGUCAUAUAGACUACUGUAUCAAACUGUCUGAAUCUGAGUGAUAUUGGAUUGUAGGCUACUGCAUGCAAAGAGGAUUUAGGCUACUCGCUAUCUAAAAUAUUGGCAGUUGCUUGAAAGGAUUUUGGUGGGAUUUCAAGGUAUGCCUGUAAAACAUGUAACAUUUCCCUCUCUUAGACAGGCCAUGUGAAAUGUAACACAAUUAAGUGUCCUACUCUGCGGUGUGAGAACCCAGUGACUGACUCUCAACAGUGCUGCCCUCGCUGUACAGGUAGGAUCAGACAUUGUCAUACAAUCCAGUAAGAAUAACAUCCUGCUUUGGCACUCACUUACAUAUCUUGUGCUUGCCAUUAUCUCCUCAGAUGAGCCUAGGAUUCCAGCUGGCUUGAGAGCCCCGGUGAAGUCCUGCAGGUAUAAUGGAACUAUCUACCAACCAGGGGAGACCUUUGCCAACCAUGACCUCUUUCCAUCUAGACAAAUCAACCAGUGUGUCAUGUGUACAUGUUCUGUAAGUCACACUCUCCCUUCCUGUAGUUUAUGGUGUUGUUUCUUACAAUGGAGGCUUUGAUGUACAGCUCAUUAUUCUGAGAAUGUAACUGGGAGUUUUUACUCAUGUGUCAUAUCUGAGGACUUAGAUAUGGCAUAGCCAUAAUACUGGAGCUGUUCAUGUAGCUACAAUGCCCUGUGGUAACCAAUGCCACCCUAUUCUGCAACGUCUGUCAUCCCAUCUGUCAUUCCUUCACCUUUUCUUCCUCUGUUGUUUUUAGAAUGGAAAUAUCUUCUGUGCUCUGAAAACAUGCCAGCCACUGACCUGCUCCUCACCACUCUCAGUCCCAGAUACCUGCUGUCUGGUGUGCAAAGGUGAUACCAUUUAUUUCUUACCACAGCAGAUUUUCAUCAUACUUUCUGUUGUUAUUAAAGUAAAUAUCAAAGUAAAUAAGUAUGUAUCCUGUUAAUUUCUCUUUGAUUAGAUGGUGGCAUUUACUCAUCAGUGGAGCAUGGAGGCCAACAGCUGAACCGAGGCGUUGUAUGUAUUUUUCUGUUAAUUCAUUAAUGUCUCUAGUCUUAUAGAUAUGUAAAACCAUCAUAUCCAAAACACCCCACUUACAUUUACAUUUACAUCAUUUAGCAGAUGCUCUUAUCCAGAGCGACAUACAAAUUGGUGCAUUCAACUUAUGAUAGCCAGUGGGACAACCACCUUUUAAAAAUAUGUUAUUUUUUAUUUUUUUAUGGGGGGUGGGGGAAGAAGGAUUACUUUAUACUAUUCCAGGUAUUCCUUAAAGAGGUAGGGUUUCAAGUGUCUCCGGAAGGUGGUCAGUGACUCCGCUGUCCUGGCGUCGUGGGGGAGCUUGUUCCACCAUUGGGGUGCCAGAGCAGCGAAUAGCUUUGACUGGGCUGAGCGGGAACUGUGCUUCCGUAGAGGUAGGGGAGCUAGCAGGCCAGAUGUGGAUGAAUGUAGUGCCCUCGUUUGGGUGUAGGGUCUGAUCAGAGCCUGAAGGUAAGGAGGUGCCGUUCCCCUCACAGCUCCGUAGGCAAGCACCUUGGUCUUGUAGUAGAUGCAAGCCUCAACUGGAAGCCAGUGGAGUGUGCGGAGGAGCGGGGUGACAUGAGAAGACAACAACUAAUAUGUAAUCUUCAUUUGUGGGACAUGCAAAUCAACUUUGAUGAAAACACGUGCGCAGGGGAUUUUGAUUUGAGGGGGAAAAUCUUGACUGUCCAUGUGUCCAUGUUCAUAUCUACCUGUGUUACUGUAUUUCACAUUUGGCAUUUGAACUGCACGUGAAUCUAAAAUAACCCCGUAAUAACUGUCUAUUUGUGUCCGUGAAUAUACAAGAGGCAUUCAUUGGACCAGUGUGCUGGAGAGCAGCUCCAAGGGCGGUCUGUCCGUUCUACUCCAUCCACAGUCAGGGGUACUCCCAGAGGCCUGAGCCUGCCCAAACUCCACUUCAAAGGUGCUGCAGAGACCACCGUGAAUUUCCUGCUGCAGAAAAAUCACCAGAAGGGUGAGAGUUUAAUGACAGCCCUACAUUAAUAAUCUAUUUUCAUGGUCUGCAAUAGGAGACCAGUUCCCUGGUCAUUGAGCAGUCCAUGUAUUAUAACCCUUACAGCUUUGUGAUUGUAAUAAUAUUUAAUACUAGAAUAUAUAUGCUUUUCUUUUUUCUCUCAGCCUGUCAAUACAGCAGCAAGACUUACUCUCAUGGUGAUGUGUGGCACCCAGUCCUGGGGAAGGUCCUGGAGUGCAUCCUGUGUACCUGUAAGGAUGGCAUACAGGACUGCAAACGCCUCACAUGUCCCAGCCAAUAUCCAUGCCAGCAUCCCAUGAAAACCGAGGGGAAGUGCUGCAAGAUUUGUCCAGGUAGUUCAGCAUGAUUCACAAUGCAAUAAUAAAUAAUAUUUUAACCCUAGGUUUUGACAAAACAAGUUUGCAACAGUAUGUCUUUGAACAAUAUUUUUUAAAUCUCUCUGUUUCUUGCCCCUAGAACUUAAAGCUGAGAGCAACAGGACUGACUGUUACAUGAAUAUGAAUCUUGGACAUGACAAUAACAACCUCUUGGUGUACAAAGUUAAGCCAUCGUCAAAGGUUCACACCGAGGACACAGUUAGGAUAAUUGCUAUUGAAAGACAAGGGACUGCUGAAGUUGAAGUGCAAGUAUGGAAGACAGUAGGAGGUAACUAGGAGGGGGGAGUAUUAGAGGGCACUAGCAUGGCAGUGUUGAUAACAAAGUUACAGCUGUGGAUUACCUAACUAUUCGGAAUAUCACCCAAUUUGUAUUUUCACUUUUCCCAGGAGUUUUACAAUUAAUGGAAACUGGGGAUGUUCUGAAGAAAGACCUUAUCGAUAAUCCAGAUAACUACACUUUACUGGCAACAUUAGAUGAAGGUGAGUUUAUCCUUUGUUUUCUGGUAAUUAAAAGUAGAAUAGUCCUCUAGUUAUAAAUCUUGUAAUCCUUUAGUUUUAUUUUAAGUAGAGCUUUUCUUUGCCAAUAUGAAUUGUUGGGCAAUACAGACAUAUUGUAGACCAAAGGAAAUUUCAUUUAAUUUCAACAGAUAAAAACAAAUACCUGUUUUCCUCUUUGUCAGUGACCAUCUUGUUUCCUGCUGGCGGGAAAAGUUGUUAUGGGUUUGUAUGCUUUUUGUCUACUGUUGGAUGGCAACAUGUCUUUGUUCUUUUUACACAGAGACUUGGAAAAGAUUCAAGGAGGAAGAAGACAAUCAGAAGGAAUUUCCCAAGACCAGGACCUGUGAGGAUGGGAUCAGGGAGGUAGUGAAGUUCUUGUACCCAGACCAGCUGGAAAGCCUGUGCUCAUCU